This is a messenger RNA of Marmota monax (woodchuck), 3233 nucleotides long. Its product is annotated as NACHT, LRR and PYD domains-containing protein 4-like. The record is from RefSeq and is a predicted model, not a curated record. Gene Ontology annotation, molecular function: protein binding. Gene Ontology annotation, biological process: regulation of inflammatory response. Lineage: Eukaryota; Metazoa; Chordata; Mammalia; Rodentia; Sciuridae. Gene Ontology annotation, cellular component: cytoplasm. The coding region runs from base 1 to 2946 and encodes 981 amino acids. The transcript is spliced from 10 exons.
AUGGCAGCGUCCUUCAUUCCUGACUUCCGCCUCAUGUGGUACUUGGAUGAACUCAAGAAGAACGAGUUCGUGCAGUUUAAGCAGCUGCUCAAGCAGGAGACUGUGCAACGCGGCCUCCAGCCCAUUCCCUGGGCGCAGGUGAAGAAGGCCAGGCGCCAGGACCUGGCCAGCUUGAUGACCCAGCGCUAUGGGGAGCAGCCGGCGUGGGCCCUGGCCCUCUGUAUCUUCCCCAAGAUCCACAGGAAGGACCUCUGUGACAAGGCCUCGAGGGAGAGCGCAGGAUGGACAAAUGCCUAUCGAGCUCACAUACAGAAGAAGCUCAUCAGCAUGUGGUCCAGGGGCGCCUUCACUGAGAUCCCUGGCUGCUUUGACCAGUCAUUGACCUGUGAAGAGCAUGAAAGUCUGGAAGAGUAUUUCACUCCAAGGGUACCCAGGAGGCCUCGCACGGUCGUCCUCCGCGCAUUACAAAGAAUGGGGAAAACGAGGUUCCUGAUGAAGGUGAUGCUGGCCUGGUCAGACGGUACUCUCUAUCGGGACAAAUUCUCUUUCAUUUUCUACUUAUGCUGCCGAGAAUUGAAGCAGCUGAGGGUGACCAGCCUGGCCAGGCUCAUGUCCAGAGAAAGGCCCGAUGACUCUGUCCCCUUGGCGGACAUGGUGGCCCAACCAGAGAGGAUCCUGUUCAUCAUCGACAGCUUAGAGGAGCUGCAGUGCACCCUGACAGAGCCCGAGUCGGAGCUGUGCCGUGACUGGAGGGAGGAGCGUUCAGUGAAGACGGUCCUGAGCAGCCUGCUGAGGAGGAGGAUUCUCCCAGAGUCGGCUCUGCUCCUCGCUGCCAUGCCCAUGCGCCCAGAAGCUCUGGAGAGCAAGCUGGACCACCCAAACAUGCAAGAGCUCAAAUGCUUCCAGGACAGCCACGUGAAGCAGUACUUCUGCUGCUCGUUUGAAGACAGGGGCCGAGCCCUGGCAGCCUUCAGCUCGGUGCGAAACAAUGAGCAUCUCUUCACCAUGUGCCACAUCCCCCUCCUCUGCUGGAUGGUGUGCACCUCUCUGAAACAGGAGAUGGAGCGCGGGAGGGACCUGGCAGCCACCUGCUGCAGGUCCACCUCUGUGUUCCUCUCUUUCAUGUUUCAAGCGUUCACACCCAAGGGUGCUACUCGUCCCAGCCAGCAGGGCCAAGGCCUGCUGAAGGCGCUGUGUUCCCUGGCCGCGGAGGGCAUGUGGACCGACACGUGGGUGUUUGGCGAAGAGGAGCUCAGGAGGAACGGGAUAGCGGACACUGACACCCCCACCUUGCUGGACCUCAGGCUCCUCCGGAAGUACAGCGAGUCGGGGAGCUCCUACUCCUUCAUCCACAUGUGCAUGCAGGAGUUCUGUGCCGCCAUGUACUACGUGCUGGACAGCCCCCGCGACCACCCCAGCCGGGCCGUGAUGCCCAUAGAGGCACUGCUGCUCACGUACUUCAGGAAAGACAGAGCAAGCUGGGUGUUCCUGGGCUGCUUCCUGUUUGGCCUCCUCCAUGAAAGUGAGCAGCAGAGGCUGGAUGCCCUUCUUGGGAUGCAGAGGUCCCGGGAGUUGGCGCCCCAGCUCCUGGGAUGUCUGAGGAUCCUGGCGGAGAUCGAGGAUCCUGAGGACCAGGUGGAGUUCCUGCUGCUCUUCUAUGCCCUGUUCGAGGUGCAGAGUGACGCCUUUGCCAGCCGCCUGAUGAGCAGCCUCCGCGAGGCCCACUUCCCCCUUCGGGAGAGGCCAGACUUGGCGGUUGCUGCCUACUGCCUAAAAUACUGCUCCAGCUUGAGGGAGCUCACUGUCUCAGUCCCAGAAAUCUUUCCGGAAGAGAGGGGACCAGACCCCAUGUCGAGCCGUACUCUCCUCUGGUGGCGCCAGAUCUGCUCUGUGCUCACCGCCAAUGAGCACCUCCAGAAACUCCGGGUGGUGGACAGCGUCCUCGGCAAGUGGACGCUGCUGAUCCUGUGUUGUCAGCUGCGACAGUCCACGUGCCCCGUGCAGAGACUCGAGACGAGAAAAGUUUGCUUUUCCUGUGAGACCGGGAUUUUCUUUGAGGUGUUCACCAGUAACCCCAACCUGCAACACCUGAGCAUGACCUCCACCCGGCUCCCCCAAGAUGAGGUCUUGCUCCUCUGCAGGGCCUUGAGCAACCCAGUGUGCAACCUUCAGGAGCUGCUGCUUAAGGACUCGGGCCUCUCCGCUACGGAUUGCACAGCCUUGGCCUCGAUGCUGGCGACAAACAGGAAGCUGACGCUGCUGGACCUCAGUGAUAACAAGCUGGCAGAGGGUGUGUCCACACUGUGCGCGGCCUUGCGCCACCCAGACUGCACCCUGCAGACACUGGUGAUGGCCGGCUGCCAGAUCUGUGAGCACUUCUGCCCACACCUCUCUGAGGUUCUCCUGAGCAACGCAAACCUGAGCCAUCUGGACCUCAGCAGAAACGCCCUGAUGGACGAGGGAGUGGCACAGCUGUGUGAGGCCCUGCGACAGCCCACCUGCAGCCUGCAGACACUGUGUUUGCAGAGGUGCGGGAUCACGAUGAGGAUCUGUCAGGACCUGGCUCUCGUCCUUGAGACCAACCCAAACCUGAGAAGCCUGGAUGUCGGGGGCAACAACAUAGGAGAUAUCGGCAUGGCGUUCCUGAGCGGAGGUGUGCUGCACCCCCACUGCGGCUUAAAGGAACUCAGCCUGGAUUCCUGCCAAUUGACCAGAGAAGGCGGUAAGAUCCUGGCUUCCAUCAUCGCCUUCAGUAAGAGUCUGAAUGAACUGGACCUCAGGGGCAACCCCCUGGACAACAGCACCAUUCGACUGUUGUGCUUGGCCACGUCACUGCCCGGGCGAGUCCUGCGGAAGCUCAGAGUGAGCAGGGCUUCAACAGAGGAAGGUUUCUGGUUCGACUUGAGACAGGAUAACCCACUUCCCUGCGAGAUCUCCAUGGAUUAGUGACGGAGCACCCAUGGGGAACCAGGCUGCAAGCCCAUCCCCGUCACCCUGAUUCCCGCCACCCUGAUUCCCGCCCCCUCCUGGGGACAAGUGCAGGGGACAGCGGGGCCUGGCACAGAGGUGUCCCCUCCCCGAGGCACUGAGCUCCUUCCCUUGUGUCCUGCAGGGUACGAUCUUUAAUUUGUUCUGUGGCCUUGGAGAAGAGCUGAAAGGGUAGAAGAUUUAGUGAGAGGGUCUGUCUCCAAGGACAUUUUCAAAACCCAAUAAACUAUCCUAUCUUUAAAGCA